Wyeomyia smithii (pitcher-plant mosquito) is the source of this 1839-nucleotide messenger RNA. RefSeq lists its product as uncharacterized. The transcript is spliced from 2 exons. The record is from RefSeq and is a predicted model, not a curated record. Gene Ontology annotation, biological process: proteolysis. Gene Ontology annotation, molecular function: aspartic-type endopeptidase activity. The coding region runs from base 1 to 1839 and encodes 612 amino acids. NCBI's taxonomy places the organism in Eukaryota, Metazoa, Arthropoda, Insecta, Diptera, Culicidae.
AUGAAUGUUAUGGGAGUGCACCCACCGGGGUUUUUAAAUAUUGAUAGUGAUCGACUGGCAAACGAUUUCCGCGAUUUCAAGCAAUCGUGGGAAAACUUUGUGUUGGCAGCAAAGAUAGGAGAAAAAUCGGAUGCAGUGAAAGUGGCGUUGCUCAAAAACUUUUUGGGUACCGGUGCAGUAAAAAUAUUGAAUACGUUGUUGGCUCCAGAAAAUCAAAACACACCGGCUGCUGUUUUGACGGCGUUGGAGGGGUAUUGUUUACCUCAAUCGAACGAGACAUAUGAACGAUUUUUGUUCAAUACAGCAACCCAAAAUCCGAAUGAAGAUAUUAAUCAAUUCGUGAGCAAAGUUCGUUCACUUGCAGCAACAUGCAACUACGGCGAUUUAAAAGAUUCUUUGAUACGAGAUAGAAUUGUUGUGGGUGUCAGAUCGGAUGAUACCAGGAAAGCUUUACUAAAGACGGCGAAUUUAACAUUGGCAAUGGCUAUCGACACAUGUCGGGCUCAAAAGCUAGUGGAAGAUCGAGUUACAACGAUGAAAAUUAAGGAAGAGUCAACGGAGGCAGACAAAUAUUCUGAAGUUAUAGCGAAAGUGCGAGCUGCUGAUUGGUCGGGAUCCUGUAAGUACUGUGGAAGAAGAGAUCAUAGAAUCGGGGAUCGUGAGCGCUGUCCAGCAAAUGGGGCAACAUGUAGAAGGACCUUCGACGAGCUGGAAAAAAAGAUAAACAAGGUGAAAAUAGUCGACGAAGAAGAAAACAGUAAUGAUUCGGAUUACAUAACAAGUGUAGAGGAAGUGAAUGUAGUGGAAAAAAAAAUGACGACCGAAGUGAAAUUUGCGAUCAAUAAACAUGAAGAGCCAAAGGGAGUGCGCUGUCAGAUUGACACCGGUGCGUCAUGCAAUGUAAUCACGCGAUAUGAACUGAGUCAGUUAACCAAAAGCGAAGUCGAGUUGAAACCAAGUGGCACAAAGCUCAAAGGAUUUGGAGGGCAAGUUGUUCCUGCUGUAGGACGGGUUGUUUUGAGACAUAAGAACGGUGAUAAGUGUUCGAAAGUUGUGUUUCAAGUAGUGGACCUUUCGCCAAAAGUACUUCAAAUGCCACUAUUGGGCUAUAAUACAUGCGUUGCUUUGGGUAUUAUUAGCGUACAUAAAAUAAAUGAAUGUAAAGUGGAAGAAAACAGUAACGAAGAAGGUCACAAUCCAGAAUGUGAAACGAUAAUCAAAAAGUUCAGAGACGUGUUCUCAGGAGAUGGGCGAUUUAAACAACAAGAACCAAGAAGAGUACCGGUGUCCCUGCGGCAGAAACUGCAACAUGAAUUGGAAGAUUUGGAGAAACGAGGUAUUAUAGAAAAAGUCGAGGAGUUUACGGAGUGGACAAGCAACGUAGUAUUAGUGGUGCGUAAUGAUAAGGUCAGGAUUUGUUUAGACCCAGUACAAUUGAACCAAGCAAUCAAGCGACCAAGAUUGCAAAUGUCAACGUUAGAAGAGAUUUUGCCGGAAUUGCAUAACGUGAAGGUGUUCUCAACACUCGACGUGAGAAUCGGGUUUUGGCAUGUACAAUUGACGGAUAAAAGCAGCAGAAUAACAGCCUUUUGGACACAGUUCGGCAGGUACAUUUGGAAGAGACUACCAUUCGGUUUAUCCUGCUCACCGGAGACCUUCCAGCAAAAACUUCAACAAGCACUACAAGGGCUUAAUGGAAUAGAGGUGCUGGUGGACGACAUCCUUAUAGUUGGAAGAGGUAACACUGAAUCAGAAGCUGCAAAAGAUCAUAAUCGGAACCUUAUCGCGCUACUUCAGCGAUGCCGAGACUUCGGAAUUAAGCUAAGCAAAGCGAAAUGA